AUGAUGACUACUCCAGAAGCUGUCAAGAAAAAGCAAAAUUAUACUAGUGUGCAUGAGGCAGUGAAAGCUGGUGAUGUAGAACAGCUUGCAUCAAUGAUAAAAAGUGGAGCCGGUAUUAAUGAGGUGGAUUUAGUCCACAAAUUCACACCGUUGCACUGUGCUGCACACUCUGGAAGUCUGGAGUGCCUUCACUGGUUGCUCUGGCAUGGAGCCGAUACAACACAUGUAACUGUCAGAGGCUGGACAGCAGCUCACCUUGCGGCUCUCCGAGGUCAGGAUGCUUGCAUGCAGGCUCUGUUAAUAAAUGGAGCAAACGCAGAAGCUCAAGAUGAUCGUGGGUGCACUCCGUCCCACUUAGCUGCAGCCCAUGGGCAGUCUUACACCUUACAAACCAUACUGCGAAGCGGAGCGAAUGUAAAUGUUUCAGACAGGAAUGACUGGAAGCCUGUUCAUUAUGCUGCUUUUCAUGGUCGCUUGGGGUGUUUGCAGCUUCUUGUUAGAUGGGGAGCCUGUAUAGAUGAUGUGGAUAAAAAUGGAAACCUUCCAGCUCAUCUGGCAGCAAUGGAGGGACACUUGCAUUGCUUUAAGUUCUUGGUCAGUAAAAUGGCCAGUGUCACGCACACACUGAAAGCCAGGAAUGACCAAGGAGAGACUCCAAGGGACUUGGCUGAACGGUUCUAUAAAGAUAAUAUUCUGCAAUAUAUUGACAGUGUGGAAAAAGAGGAGGAGCAUCCAGAGACACGGGAAGUUUUAGCUUUCCCAGCCCAUGGCGCUGCUUUCAAAGGGGACUUGUUAGUGCUUAGAAGAUUAGUGAGAAGUGGAGUAAUCAAUAUUAAUGAGCGGGAUGAUAAGGGAUCCACUCUCAUGCACAAAGCUGCUGGACAGGGGCAUAUCCAUUGCUUACAGUGGUUGAUUGAAAUGGGAGCUGACUGUGACAUUACGAAUGAUGCUGGAGAGACUCCGAAGGAUGUAGCCAAAAGAUUUGCCCAACUGGCAGCUGUGGAACUUUUGACACAAAGAAGUGGAGACAGUAACUCUAGUGAUGAAGAACUAGAUGCAAACAACAUAAAGUUUUUUGAAAGGCAUGGUGUGGAAGGGAGUACAGAUAGCAAAGAAGAUUUAACCCUGGAUAAAGCAGAGAAGAGGAAUGCACGCAUAAGGGCCUAUCGCAAGAUUGAAGAACUUCAGCAGCUUCUAGAAAUUGCCUACAGCAACUACAGACAGCUGGGAGGAAUAACGGAAGAGGAGAAGAAGAUGAAAAAAGAAGAAAGGAAAGUUGAGAAGGCGGUGAGGGAGCUGGAGGCCCAGCUGGAAUAUGAGCGAGUCAGGCGGGAGAAGCUGGAGAGCCAGCUGGAUGACUACCGUGCUGAGAUAAGCCACCUCAGAGAGUGCCUGGAGAAAACCCACGUCCCCCCUGCUCUCCCCCCGGAAGCUGAGACCAUCUCCAAGUCUUGCGAAGAGAAAAAGAAAGUAAAGAAGAAACCGGCCUCCAGCCCGGGAGGAGUGUUUGUGAGGCUGCGCUGA
Molecule: messenger RNA, 1524 nt
Organism: Nipponia nippon (crested ibis)
Lineage: Eukaryota; Metazoa; Chordata; Aves; Pelecaniformes; Threskiornithidae
Source: RefSeq, a predicted model, not a curated record